Pisolithus orientalis is the source of this 1400-nucleotide messenger RNA. RefSeq lists its product as uncharacterized. Lineage: Eukaryota; Fungi; Basidiomycota; Agaricomycetes; Boletales; Pisolithaceae. Gene Ontology annotation, biological process: protein polyubiquitination. The record is from RefSeq and is a predicted model, not a curated record. The coding region runs from base 233 to 1246 and encodes 337 amino acids. The transcript is spliced from 3 exons. Gene Ontology annotation, molecular function: ubiquitin protein ligase activity; metal ion binding.
UUCAAUUGGGAAUUUGGGAUGUCCCAAAGCCGAGCGCUCCGUGUCAACCUUGCGACAAAAAGGUAAAAUGCCGAUGCGCACACAAGUAGGGGACUUGAUGUGCACCGAGAAUGGGUAUUGUUCCACUUCCGUGGACCUGCGCCACUCCAUGCGUUGUCCAGCCUUUCAUCCUCGUGGUUAGUCUAGUAAGGCCCUUCCGUCACAUCGUACUAGCUUCUUGCCCUUGACCACGAUGAGCAUGACUAGUCGUCCUGAAACCGACCCAUCAUCCAGACUUUGUCGUUACUAUUCUGCGGGACGUUGCAACAAAGGUUCAGAUUGCAAGUUCUCUCACGGAAACGAAGGGUCUCUGGCACCCCCCUGCGAGAGUACUUCUACCAGUGCUAUUGAAGUAGUUAACUCCCUCGCAACUCGCUCCAGGGACGAGCGCCGGAAACCCUGUCACUACUGGAAAGCGGGCAACUGUAAAAAGGGUUCAGACUGCAAGUUCUUGCAUGAGAGCGAAAGCCCUCUGCCGUCUAACCGUGGGGUUACCUCUACUAGCGCUGCAGAAGUGGUUAGCACCCCCGGUACACCCUCACAGGAUGAUCGCCCAUCGCCCUGUCGCUACUGGAAAGCAGGAGGAUGUAAAAAAGGUUCUGAUUGCAAGUUCCCACACGUAAACCACGAUUCUCCGGCAUCCCACAGUGAGAGUGCCUCUACCAGCAUUGGAGAGACGACGAGAAAUCGCAACAAGAAUUCUAUUGCGCGCGACACCAAGGGUUGGAGUGCGAUGGUGUCCCAGGAGUACAAGCCCGAACGUGUCCUGACGGCUCUCGUACUCCGGGCGAUACGUUUCAGCAGCCUCAUUGGGGCCAUAGCGUUUGUCGUCUUUGGAAAGCGGGUACUUGUACUCGAGGGGAUAAUUGCUGGUAUCUCCACGCCGAUGAUGUCUAUCCCCACCGAUUCGGAGGCAGCACAAAAAGAGGCGACCGAAACGAUUGGCUGGGUGGUACAAGGCUCUAUCGUUACCUAUCGUGCAGGUCUAGACAUUGCGGGCCUUAUCUCCGGUUUCGAGUCAUGCACCCUGCGUGUGAAGAAUAUUCCUGCAGACGCGAAGGAAGAUGAAGUCUGCGCAUUGGUGACACAACAAGGAGUGGAUGCCAAUCGCUUCCACCUUGUCGGCAUCAAGAGUGGAGGCGGAGGAAAGGUUGAGGCCGAAAUCAUGACCGAUGAACGACUAGGACGGAUUUUGUCCACUGAUUGAAUGGAACGAUAUUCAAAGACAACGAACUGAAAGUCGAAGUUUCAGCACCCAACACAUUAGAGGGAAUGACUGCGUCAUCGGUGCAGGAUCCCACUGUUUUGACUCUAUCAUGGCAUUCCCCUGCUGUGCGCUAUGCAGUAACGUACGUUGAUGC